CCCCCAAAUGGAGCUACGAAUUUAUUUAAUUUUUUUGGUGUCCUUCACAAUUUCCGUGGCUGUCUCUGGGAAAUCAAUAUGCAAACUGAAAGGAAAGUUUAAUUUAAAUAGUUUUAAAAUGCCGGGUGAUGUGAUAAUUGGAGGGAUGUUUCCUAUUCAUUACAGAGUCGUAUCCUCAAAUUCUUCGUCCAGCACAUCACCGCAGUCUUCGGGGUGUGAAGGAUUCAAUUUCAGAGCUUUCCGCUGGGCCAGAACAAUGAUCCAUGCGAUUAAUGAAGUCAACCAGAAUGAUUCAAUUUUACCAGAUGUACAGCUUGGGUACACAAUCUAUGACUCUUGUUUUACUAUUUCCAAAGCUGUUGAAGGAACAUUGACUUAUCUGACCGGACAGGAUGAAGCUGUACCCAACUACCGGUGUGGCAAUGGAGCUCCUUUGGCAGUGCUGAUAGGAGCUGGUGGGUCAGCUCUCUCUAUUGCAACUGCCAGAAUCCUGGGACUGUAUUAUUUUCCUCAGGUGGAUUACUCAGCAUCUUGCUCAGUUCUCAGUGAUAAAUUUCAGUUUCCAUCCUUUAUCCGGACCAUACCAAGUGAUGUUUUCCAAUCCAGAGCAAUGGCAAAGCUUGUGAUACACUUUGGAUGGACAUGGGUGGGGACAAUUGCAUCAGAUGAUGACUAUGGGAAAUAUGGAAUUAAAAACUUUAAAGAGGAGUUAGAAAAGGUUGGCGUAUGCAUCUCUUUCUCCGAAACUAUCCCCAAAGUUUAUGCAAGAGAGAAAAUAGUUCGAAUUGUAGAUACAAUUGAGCAAUCAACUGCCAAAAUCAUUGCAGUCUUUUCUGCUGAUAUUGAUUUUAGCUCUUUAAUAGAAGAAGUAAUGCAACGCAAUAUUUCAGGAAGAACAUGGAUAGCUAGUGAGGCUUGGAUUAACUCUGCAUUGAUUUCCAAACCAGACUAUUCCUCACUUUUAGGUGGAACUAUUGGACUUGCAAUUCAACGAGCAGAUAUUAGUGGCCUACGUGAUCACCUCAUUCAAUUAGAUCCAAGAAAUUCUGGAGAAAAGCUGAUCACUGAGUUCUGGGAGCGAGCCUUUGAUUGCAUGUGGCCUGAACAUGGGGUGGACACCAGUCGAACACUUGACCUAAAAACAACUGAGUAUAACGGAACAGAUGUAAAUAACAGAAUCCACAUUAUUCCCCCACUUUCUCAGCGGCUCUGCACAGGAAAGGAGAAUUUGAAUGAAAUCGAGAACACAUAUACUGAUGUAUCUCAGCUGAGACUGACAUACAGUGUGUACAAAUCUGUAUACACUGUGGCAAAUGCCCUUCACAAUAUGCACACAUGUAAGACUGGGGAGGGUCCAUUUGUUAAUGGAACAUGUGCAAACAUCUCAGAUUUUCAGCCUUGGCAGCUCAUGUAUUACCUGAAAAAUGUUCGGUUUAAGAGCCUUCUAGGGGAAGAAAUAUAUUUUGAUCAAAAUGGUGAUAUCGAUGCAAUAUAUGAUAUCAUUAACUGGCAGAGAACCUCCGAUGGGUAUAUCUCUUUUAAGGUAGUUGGCAGUUAUAAUGCGACUGCACCCUCAGGGCAAAAGAUGAUCAUCCAAAAUGACUCUAUAAUUUGGAAUGAUGACCAGGUUACGCCUCCAUUUUCUGUAUGUAGUGAGAGCUGUCAGCCUGGUACCAGGAAGGGAAUUCGCCAAGGAGAACCGGUUUGCUGCUUUGACUGCAUUCCAUGUGCUGAUGGAGAGAUAACCAAUGAGACAGAUUCAAGAGAAUGCAUUCAGUGUCCUGAAGAUUACUGGUCCAAUGCAAACAGAGAUGAGUGUGUGCAUAAAGUGGUCGAAUAUCUUGGUUACAAUGAUGCGUUGGGAAUGGCAUUGAUAGCACUAUCAAUAUUUGGAGCUUGCGUUGCUGCAGCUAUUGCCGUAGCUUACUUGGUUCGAAAGGAUACUGCCCUUGUAAAAGCUAACAAUCGUGGACUAAGCUUUGUGCUGUUGCUUUCAUUAGUGAUAUGUUUUCUCAGCUCAGUUGUCUUUGUUGGUGAACCAGUGGCAUGGUCCUGUAUGACACGACAGGUUCUUCUUGCUAUUAGUUUUGCUACUUGCCUUUCAUGCAUGUUAUCAAAGGCUGUUAAUCUGAUGCUGAAAGCCAGAGAAGCCAAAGCAAAGUCACCCGAAGGCACAACAAAAAAACUUUUCAGCCCUUUGCAGCAAAGAAUUAUUGCAUUGAUCUUUGUCUCAUGCCAUGCUUGUCUCUGUGCAGCUUGGUUAAUAAUUCUCCCCCCUUACCCUGUCAAGAAUACACAGUCUCAAAAUAUCAAAAUAAUUAUGGAAUGCAAUGAAGGGUCUGUAGUAUUUCUGUGUUGUGUGUUAGGGUACGAUGCAUUAUUGGCUGCUAUUUGCUUUGUUUUUGCAUUCAUUGCUCGGAAAUUACCUGAUAACUUUAAUGAAGCUAAGUUUAUGACUUUUGCCUUGCUUGUCUUUUUUAUUGUUUGGAUUUCUUUUAUCCCAGCCUAUUUAAGCACUCGGGGAAAAUAUAUGGUUGCUGUUGAAAUGUUUGCCAUUUUGGCAUCUAGUUUUGGCUUGGUUGCAUGUCUUUUUGUUCCCAAAUGUUAUAUUAUCUUAUUGAAGCCGGAAAGGAACACAGAGGAAUUAGUUAGCGGCAAAACUGAUACAAAUGACAAGAGUGCACCACCAACCUCACAGUCAUUGACCACCUCAGGAAUAAGCACUGCUUGUUCAUCGGUAACACUCAAUUAAUAAAGUUGCUUAUAUAUAACAGUUAACAUUUUAAAUAAUAAAUUAUAAGUAAUAUUAUCAUUAUUUUCAUUGCUUGAGUAUGAAUUAAACUGAACAAACGUUUAAAGAAGCUAUAGUUUGUAUAUCAGAGAUGUAAUAUGCUGAUGGUUCUAUUUUAAUGUCAGAAUUUGUAGAAUGUAUUUUUGUCUGUUCUUGUCUAUCUCCUGAUCAAUUCUCUGUUUGCAAAUCUACAAUAGUAUAAACAACGUGAAGGAGCAAAUCAAAGUCUGCAGGGCCUGAACCAUAUUGCAUUUUUGAGAAAAUAAAUAAGUCAUUUUGUUUUACAAGCAUAAUAUCUUGAAGAUACUUUCCAGAUUAUAUUUAAUACAUGACCAAAUUCUGAAGGUGCAAAUGUGUUCUGCUCAUGCAUUUUACCGCCAAACACUGUCACAUACAAAUUCAGAAACUAAAAGGGAAGCAGCAAAAUUCAGGAAGAGGGCUAACAAUGUCAUGAACAAACUGUUUACUGGUGGAGUACAAAAUAUGACUAGAAAAAAAAAUUAAAAGUCAUUGUGGGUGGAGAUUUUGCUAUUGUUCAUUGAAAAAAUUCCAUUCUCAGUGAAAAACAAAUUCUGGGUUUAAAGUCCCCUAUUUUAUAAUCACAUCCUAAAUGGAAGCUGAGGUUUAUAUGCUGCAUACAUGGCUAAAGUAAAAUACAAUGCUAUGUGCUUCAGAGGAUUGGAUAAACUCAGAUUCACUUGUUCCACAUGUUUAUAAUUCCUGUGUAGCUUUAUUUGUUUCAUGUUUUGCUUAUUUAACACAAAUAAGCUUAAAAAUGUUGUUGCCACCUCUAAUGAUUGAAAAGAUCAUAUUUUUCAUUUCAUAACAAACUUAAUUUGCUGUUAAAUAAAUGGAAAAUUCUGUGUUAAAAUGGUGGGGAAAAUAUAUAAAAUAAACACAUUUAAAUGUUCAUUACAAUUGCCAAGCUAAGGUUUUAGUUUAAGGGAAAAUUGUGAUACUACAUCUGAGGGAAAAUUUAUUUCUAGUGUCAUAAUGAAAUUGAAUAUAAAUUGAUACCACCUACCAGCCUCACCAAAGGCUUAGCUUUUACAGAAUGAGUUUUAUCCACUUGGAAUCACAUGCCUAUGUUAUGUAGAGAGUUAAUUUAAAAUUAGUAAUUUAUUUGCUUUAUUUUCUUUCCAUUCCCAAUUAUUUAAAUAUUCCUACAGACUCUUGAUUAAUUGAGAAUGGCAGUUAAAAAAAGUUUCCCCCUUCCCUAAC
Molecule: messenger RNA, 4012 nt
Organism: Stegostoma tigrinum
Lineage: Eukaryota; Metazoa; Chordata; Chondrichthyes; Orectolobiformes; Stegostomatidae
Product: vomeronasal type-2 receptor 1
Exons: 6
Coding region: 8-2752 (914 amino acids)
Biological process (GO): G protein-coupled receptor signaling pathway
Cellular component (GO): membrane
Molecular function (GO): olfactory receptor activity; G protein-coupled receptor activity
Source: RefSeq, a predicted model, not a curated record